GAAAGGAAUAAGUCAAGGGAUGUACUGAAGGAGAAGGUUGAUCUCUCAACCUUCAGCCAAAUCGUGUUUUUGGCAACAUCAAGAGCAGCAAAGAUUGUUGCUGCUUAGUCUUACCAGCACUUCCUGCUUUUUAUGAAAAAUUUAAUAAUCAAGCCUACAGAUUGCACAUUCGAUUUUUCAGAAGACAGAUACGGUCGUUAAAGAUGUCUUAUACUCCGAAGCUUGAUGAUGAUUAUUUAGCUCUGUUUGCCUACACAGCAUACUUUCCCACUAUACCAGAUGAUGAGGAGGUGUUUCUUGCCCCUCUGCUGAUUUUCUGUGUCAUCUGUCUGCUGGGAAUUUCAGGAAACUCGCUGGUCAUGUGGAUCGCAGGAAAAGCAGUGAGGAAGUCAGUCAGCAUGAUAUGGCUUAUGCACUUAUCAACGGCAGACUUAAUCUUCACGGCCAUGUUACCCUUUUCCAUCGCUCACUUGGCCCUGAAGACUCAUUGGCCGUUUGGAAGCUUCAUGUGCAAAUUGCUCAGCUUCGUCAACCACCUAAACAUGUUUGUUAGUGUCUUCACACUGGCUGUGAUCAGCCUCGAUAGGUGUUUCUCAGUCAUGUCGCCUGUUUGGCAUCAAAACGAAAGAACGGUUAAUUUUGCCAAAGUAGUUUCUCUGUUCAUAUGGAUAUUGGCUGCAAUCGCCAGCUAUCCAUAUUUCCUGAUCCGUGGGACUGAAGAAGACAAAUUCAAUAGGAAGACAUACUGUUCCUACAGUGAGGGUGUGGACAUCAGUGGCUUUAUUGUGGUGAGAUUUGUCCUGGCUUUCCUUAUCCCGUUUAUUACCAUUGCUGUCUGCUACAGCAUCAUCACCUUUAAGGUGAGACGUCGGUGGAAGAAUGCCUCAGCCAAAUCGUGCAAGAUCACCAGCAUGAUUAUUGUGGCGUUCUUCUUUUGUUGGGUACCCUUCCACGUGCUAAGCAUUAUACAUGCCACAUCUGAUGAGGACUUUAGAAUCUGGCUCCCCAUAGUCACCAGUCUGGCCUAUGCCAACAGCUGCAUCAAUCCCAUCCUUUACGUAUUCACUGGCCGAGAAUUUAAAAAAAAACUAUCCUGUUUAGGAUUUUUCUCCAGGGUUGCCGUUGCACACACCACAUCCGCAGUUGUUGGUUUUUAUGCCAAACAGUUAUCACUUGUGGUCUGCUCUCUCACCACACGAGUGUGCUGUGAAUCUGCAGUUGGCUCACUGCCUUGUGCUACUCCAACCUUCCUGACAACAAAGGAGGAAUUUUACACUUCAGUGCCCUUAGCACAGAGCAAUGCACAGUAG
This is a messenger RNA of Carcharodon carcharias (great white shark), 1310 nucleotides long. RefSeq names its product C3a anaphylatoxin chemotactic receptor-like. Bases 204 to 1310 code for a protein of 368 amino acids. The transcript is spliced from 5 exons. Gene Ontology annotation, biological process: positive regulation of cytosolic calcium ion concentration; phospholipase C-activating G protein-coupled receptor signaling pathway; complement receptor mediated signaling pathway. Lineage: Eukaryota; Metazoa; Chordata; Chondrichthyes; Lamniformes; Lamnidae. Gene Ontology annotation, molecular function: G protein-coupled receptor activity; complement receptor activity. The record is from RefSeq and is a predicted model, not a curated record. Gene Ontology annotation, cellular component: plasma membrane.